Molecule: messenger RNA, 1930 nt
Organism: Notechis scutatus (mainland tiger snake)
Lineage: Eukaryota; Metazoa; Chordata; Lepidosauria; Squamata; Elapidae
Source: RefSeq, a predicted model, not a curated record
AGCACAAGUCUUUGAAUGCACACAGCUGCCACAUGAAAGUUACAAUAAAAUCAUGCCACCCAGCAGUUACUUUCACAUGGACUUUCCUUUUUCAGAAGACAGCUUAUAGAGAAAAAUGUGAUGUGGUUAUCUCUCCAUCCUCUGACUUUACUACUACAAAGUAAAUUGGCUGCAUGUAAAGAAACAAAUAAAAUCCAGAUAGGGUACAAAUUAAAGCUGUGAGAUACACCUUUCAAAUUUUCAAGAAGAAAGAAAUUAAAGACAGAAAAUGGUUAAAAACACAUCGCUGGAUGAUGCAACAAUUGACAUGCUUAAGAAUCCUUACAUUAUGAUCACCUUACCAAUUGUGUAUUCACUAAUUGUUAUUAUCAGUAUCCCUGGAAAUAUUUUCUCCCUCUGGAUUCUCUUCUUUCAUAUCAAACCCAAAACAACAUCAAUUCUUCUCAUGAUUAAUCUUAGCCUCACGGAUCUUGCACUGGCCUCCUGUCUUCCCCUUCAAAUUAUAUACCACAUGAAGAAAAACCACUGGCUUUACAGCAAACAGCUGUGCAGCUAUGUCACAAUAAUGUUUUAUGCAAACAUGUACUCCUCCAUACUGACUAUGACUUUCAUCAGCUUUGAGCGCUAUUUGGGGGUGGUAUACCCACUGACCUCCCAGAAAUGGAGAAAAAAGAGAUAUGCAAUUGCUACCUGCAUUGUAAUGUGGUUUUUUGUAUUAUUGUCCUUGUGCCCCUUUGCCAAAGCUGACCUUACUUAUGAAGUAAAAGAUCUGAACAUUACAACCUGUUUUGAUGUUCUUCAAUGGGAUAUGCUUCCAGGAAUUUAUGCAUGGGGAGCUUUCCUCCUGCUGCCCUUUUUUUUCUUUUUCUUGCUUCCAUUUACAGUUACAGUUGUUUGCUACACUGCCAUUAUUUGGAAGCUUAUUCAAGUUUCUAACAAAUAUGGCAAUGGGCAGAAGACACGGUCAGUCUACUUGGCUAUAAUAGUGCUUUUGGUUUUCAUCAUUUGUUUUGCACCCAACAACUUUAUCUUAUUGGUGCACAUCGUCAGUCGUCUCAAAAAAAGUGAAGGUUACUAUCACAUUUACAAACUCACCUUGUGCCUUAGUUGUCUCAACAACUGCAUAGAUCCAUUCAUUUACUACUUUGCAUCCAAAGAGUUUUAUCAGAAGUCCAUGCAGGUAGUAGGACGGAAGGUGCUACUGAGUGACAGUUCAGAUACUAGAAGGGAAAGUGUAUUGUCUAGCAAGACAUCAGCAAGAACUCUAUCAAGUGGACAUAAGGAUGGGUUGGAUGUGCUUACAAAAUGUUUGCAAAGGCAUGAAAGUGUUUUUUAACACUAAUGCUCAAAGAUGAAGAGAUUAUUCAUUGUAUUUCAUGAAACAAGAAAAGAACAACUGUACAAGCAAGAUUGGGAAACUCUAUUCAAUACCAAGAAAAAUUCUUGUCUUCAACUAUGGGAACUAUUAUACCCAUUGUAAUAUGUAGCAACAAGUAAAAUGUAAAGGAACAUUACCAUGCCACAAAUACAUAGCAGCAUUCAGCAAUGGCUCUGAGUUAAGUUUAAAUUGUAUGCUUAGAAUGGACACCCGGAAAUCAAUGUUAACUGACUUCAUUGUGCCUAACUCUACACAUUACUAAACCUGAAUCUACUUUCUUUGGGGAAACCCAAUAUAUAUUAUAAUCUUUAAAUUAUACCAGAAGAAAACAUAAAUAUUUUGGCAAAGUUACAACCUUUGAACUGAACUUCAUUAUCUGCCCAGUAUGCCUUUGGAGUUUCCUGGAUAUUUUAUGAUUAAUUCAUAUGCAGUUGAGAAUUGUUGUUCACAAUUGAUCUGUUUGUUUGUUUUUAUACAAAAUAGCUAGCCAAUUGUCAUUUCCUUAAACUUUUCAGCUUCAUUAUGUCAUAUAUCAUUAUCGGUUGAUCAGUC